Molecule: messenger RNA, 2896 nt
Organism: Anastrepha obliqua
Lineage: Eukaryota; Metazoa; Arthropoda; Insecta; Diptera; Tephritidae
Gene: Herp
Product: homocysteine-responsive endoplasmic reticulum-resident ubiquitin-like domain member 2 protein
Exons: 4
Coding region: 688-2379 (563 amino acids)
Biological process (GO): endoplasmic reticulum unfolded protein response
Molecular function (GO): protein binding
Source: RefSeq, a predicted model, not a curated record
ACGAAUGAAGUGGAGCUAACGAAUUGAACGAAUGAACGAGUGAGAGCACGGGAGCUGUUGAAGUGAAAAAGUUGUGUAAAAAUCGAACUUUUCGUUGUAUUUUAUUAAAGUUUUUGUGGAAAAAAUGACAAAAUUUUGUAGUUUAACGAAGGAAACAUUUGAAUUUUGAGAAAACCUGGAAUAAUAGUAAACAAAGAGCAUAUACGUGCUAAAAAUAGUUAAAACGACGAAGCACCAAGCAAUUGAAAUUUCAAUACACACAAAGAAGAGUAAUAAGAAAAGCAGAAAGAAAUACAUAAAUUGGUAUUUAGAAACUAGGGAAGGAGGCAACAGCACAAGGUGGGACACAUGUCAAAAGUGUAGAGCAGAUAAAAUAAAUAAGUGAACAACUAAUAAUAGCUGAAAGGUAUAUUUUAAUAUCAGUAACGGAAAAUUGUCAAGCUGAAGCAGUUGUUAAAUUGUUAUUUGAAGUAUUGUACAAAGAGAAACCUUCAUCUAAUUGAGAGAGCUAAUUACUAUAGGGGUUGAACACUUCAUAACGUAUAAUUAAAGGAAAGCUAAAGAUCAUCAUUGACGCUCAAAGCACUGAAGUCAUCGCAUAAUUGGCAUUUGCUUUUGGAAUUGACGCAGUAACAAAUUUACUACUGAAAGUUCAUUUGGAAUCGUCUGCCAUUGCUAAUUUAGAAUAUGAACGAAACUGCAGCAACUACUUCCUCUUCGUCGACGUCGUCGGCAGCAGCGGUUGCAGAUAGCGCUAGCGCUGCAGCCACUACAAAGACUGCAAACUCUGUUGCAGCCUCAGUGUCUGCUCCGGGCAGUGCGGCGGCAGCGGCCACCUCAACAACAACACCUGCAAAAGCAACAAGUGUUAAACUAUUAAUUAAAGCCUCAAAUCAACAAUACGAUGAUCAGAUUCUAGAGAUUGACUUGCUGUGGACGGUGAAGAGACUAAAAACACACUUGGCGCUGGUGUACCCCAAUAAACCGCCAGUUGACGAGCAAAAACUAAUUUACUCGGGCCAACUUUUGAAUGAUAGCUUACUGUUGAAGGAUGUUAUACGCAGCUACAAAGACGUCUAUACCCAGAAUCAUAUAAUACAUUUAGUAUAUACACCGAAGAAUUCUUUGAAUACAAGUUUUAUGCAAAAGUCUAAAAGUAGCUCUUCCUCCGCACCCGCCAACAUGAGUCCCAAUGGCAAUACAACUGACGGCUUGCGACAACGUCAUGCUACUGGAGCUGCUUCGUCGAACACAACAUCUCAACCGAAUUAUCAUCAGCAAUACUAUCAACAAUACCAGCAACAACAGCCAAACUUAGUGUACCCACAGUUUAAUCAGCAGAUGCAAAAUCAACAGUGUCCUGUGUAUGAUCCCAACAACCCACAAUACCCGUUGCCAUUUAGCAUUCCCAGACAGUUCAAUAUGCAAGCUAUGGCUACCCAACAGGCUGCCAUGUACAACUGGAUGCAGCAGGUCUACUCACAAUAUAUGGAACAGUGCAUUCGCAUGGCUAAUACUACCGCGACCGCUGCCGGUGUUCCCAACUUUUACACGACCAAUGUAGGAGCCGCUGCCACAGCUAAUUUGCCAACAACUAUGGCCAGCCCAUUGGGAUUUAAUCCUUUUCUACAACAGAUGCCUUUUCUAGCACCAGCUACAGCGGCGGGUGUUACCACAGCCGGCGCUCACAAUCCUGUGAUACCAGCAGCUACAAUGCUGUCGCAACAGGCUGGACCAGCAAAUUUGAGUGGUGCGCAGUCGUUGGCGCAACCAGUGCGCGGCACGGAAACUAACACUGCAGCGCAAGCUGCUGCCGGCGAGGAGGCGCAGCAGCCCCAGGGGCAACAGGAAAGGCAACAAGCGGCUGCACCACGUUUUCCCAACAUUGUGCAGGAGGAGCAAGAGAAUCGUGACUGGUUGGAUAACUUCUUUUCGAUAACACGUCUCGCUAUCUUUCUGACAAUUCUUUACUUUAAUUCAUCGCCGUUGCGCUGUCUAGCCGUCGUUGUAAUUGCUGGCGGUAUUUAUCUCUACCACAUUGGUGUGCUACGUCUGCGAAAUGAGCGUAACAACAACAACAUCAAUCGUAAUAACAAUGCGGCGGACGCGGAUCAAAUACGUCGCGGUGUACGACAAGUGCAACAGGUGGCACAGGCCGACGAACAGCGAAAUCCCGAGAAUGCUGGCGGAGCCGCUGAUAAUGUCGUCGAUGGUCAGCAGCAUUCUAGCGCCAAUGCAGCUGCAGGCGAAGGGACGACUGCAAAUGCAGCUGAGGCCACUGAAAAUAAUAACGAUAAUACAGCAUCUGUGAUUUCUAUUGUGCGCACUUUUGUGGUGACCUUUUUCACUUCUUUGCUGCCCGAAACGCCGACACUGUAAAGGGAUACGGAAAGCGAGUUUAAAAGACGCAAGGCGUAGCUUUUGAAUUGCUUUAAAACUAAUGUAGGCACUUUUCUAUAUGUAUAUUUAACAUUUACGAAUUAAUCUAUUCAAUGUUUGUUUAUCUUCCGAUACGAUCGUUUAUGGUCCAAAUGAAGAAGUGAGGAAAACAUUAAAACGACUGUUGUUUAAACAUCAUCACCACCGUCGUUUAUAUGCGCAUACAAUAAAAUGUAAAAUCACUCGCCUCCUGUUUGAAGGAUGGAGCGACUAUAGGCGGAAGUAUAGGAUAAAAAAAAUAUCUAUUUAUGUGCAAGCUAAUUGUUCCAUAACCACAAUGAUGCGCCUUUGCUUUAUAUGUUUUUUGUUCAAUUCCAUUGGGAAGUAAAAUUAGAAAAGUGUUGAAAUAUCCAGCUAAACAAGUGCAUUGUCGCUUCUCAUUGAUUAAAGCGCUAGCGCUGGUUGCAAAACUUUUUCAUUUGUGUAGAAUAAAUUGCUUUUUAAAUGAAAAAAAAAA